This is a messenger RNA of Rubroshorea leprosula, 2555 nucleotides long. The record is from the annotation of a GenBank genome assembly. NCBI's taxonomy places the organism in Eukaryota, Viridiplantae, Streptophyta, Magnoliopsida, Malvales, Dipterocarpaceae.
AUCAUCCCCAUCAUCCCGAAUCAUCCCUCACCUAAGCUUUGUUUCUUUCUUUCUCCUCUUUCUCUGUUUGAAUCCAUCUGCAAUUGAAAAUAUUGGAUUCAAGCAAAUCCCAGAUUACAAAAACCCUAAUCCUAUGUGAUCUUCAACGAUUUAAUCCUACCCUUCAAAUCAAAAUCUGAAAUUUAUUCAAAACUCAAUCAUGAAUUCAUCAUUAUCUCAACCUUAGAAAAAAGGAAAGGAAACGAAAGAAAGAAGCCACCUUUUCUUCCCGUUGCAGUCUCAUCAAAGCCAAAACAGUAUCCCUCCUGGGAGAGGAAGAGAGACACGGAGAUUGGAGAAAUAAAGGGGAAAUGCCAAGCGUAGCCGUGAAGUUGUACAGUGUGUUCUUUAAGUUCUUGUUGAAGCAUCGUUUGCAGAACCGGAUCCAAAACCAGGCGGAAGACACUGCGAACCCUUUCGGGGUUACUACCAGACCGGAAGAAUCGGUGGCGGCCCCGAACCCUUCUUUCACCGAUGGCGUCGCCACCAAGGAUAUCCACAUCGACCCAUUUACAUCUCUCUCUGUCCGGAUCUUUCUACCCGAAUCCGCUUUAUCCCCGCCGGAGCUAUCUGAGCCAAAAUCUGGACCCAGAUCCGUUCAGUCUGAUAACAACUUUUUGAAUUCGAGGAGAAACAGUUACGGUCCUCCCAAUUUGGGUGUCACGAAAGAAGAUUCUAGAAGAAACAGUUUCGAGGCUGUGAACUUGAGAUCCGAGAAUGUGUACCGAGGUUACUCGCCCUCUGUGCAGAAUUGCAGGAAAUUGCCGAUUAUGUUGCAGUUCCAUGGGGGUGGGUGGGUCAGUGGCAGCAACGAUUCGGUCGCCAAUGAUAUCUUUUGUCGGAGGAUUGCGAAACUGUGUGAUGCUAUCGUGGUUGCUGUGGGAUAUAGGCUGGCGCCGGAGAAUAGGUACCCUGCUGCAUUUGACGACGGGUUGAAAGUGUUAAAUUGGCUGGGGAAGCAGGCGAACUUGGCAGAGUGUAGCAAGUCUAUGGGGAUCUCCCGAGCAGGUGGGGUAGAGUCUAAGAGGUUAGAUGGACACCGGUAUGUUGUGGAUACUUUUGGGGCGUCCAUGGUAGAGCCUUGGUUAGCGGCACAUGGGGAUCCCUCAAGAUGUGUUCUACUUGGGGUGAGUUGUGGAUCAAACAUUGCAGACUAUGUGGCUCAGAAAGCUGUGGAAGCAGGCAGCCGUCUGGACCCUGUUAAAGUUGUCGCCCAGGUCUUGAUGUAUCCAUUUUUCAUAGGAAGUGUUCCCACACAUUCUGAAAUAAAGUUGGCAAACUCUUACUUUUUUGACAAAACCAUGUGUAUACUUGCAUGGAAACUCUUUCUGCCUGAGGAACAAUUCAGCCUGGAUCACCCAGCUGCCAAUCCUCUUGUCCCAGGCAGGGGGCCACCUCUAAAGUUCAUGCCACCAACAUUGACGGUGGUAGCAGAACAUGACUGGAUGAGAGACCGAGCAAUAGCUUACUCAGAGGAGUUCCGGAAAGUAAAUGUUGAUGCACCUGUUCUUGAGUACAAAGAUGCAGUCCACGAAUUUGCAACCCUUGACAUGCUUCUAAAGACCCCUCAGGCCCAGGCCUGUGCUGAGGACAUUGCCAUAUGGGUCAAGAAAUACAUUUCAAUUCGAGGUCAUGAGUUCUCUUAUUAGGCAUGAAGUAUCAAAUUCAAAAGAAAAAGGAAUUCAUGAAAGAAGAUUUCUAUUGCACAGUUAGCAACAAUUUAUGGAUGGCUGCCAUUUCGUGUGGAUUUGGGAAGAUGUAUUGUAUUUGUCCUUCUAGCUAUUGCAGCUGCUGGCUGUUCGUCAGUUCUCAUGCUUUCCCCCUUUCUCCUGUUUUACAUUUUUGUAAGAUAGAACUUUUCUCGGAGUAGAUUAGUGCGUUGUGACUUGUGAGAUGAAAUUACCUACGGUAUGAAUACUGCACCCUACUUUCGGAUGCUAACAGAACAUUUUUUCCCUGUGUAUUAAAACAUACUAUUUCUCAUGAAUAGAGGUUUUCAUUUUUUUUUUUCCCCAUAAAUCAAGUUAAUCAAGUUUAAUCCUCUCAUAUCCCUCUUGUUUUUCAGCUUAGAUUGUUUGUUUACUUUAACAAUGUUCUUUGCAAUGCUUAAAGCAGGAAGGCAGGAGAGGAGAUGGGGAUGUUGCCUUUAUUCAUUGUGGCAGAUGGCUAUGGUAAUGGCAUCACCAUAUCUGAAGCCAGUUUUCCUGUGAGCUGUUUUGGUUGCUGGACUGUGGAGGAUUCAUGAUGAACAAGGACAUCUCGUUGUUCUCGACACAUCGUAGCUACUUAGAUUGGAUAGGUUUGGUAGGCAGAUAAGAUGCAAAACUUUAAAAUUCAGAAAUCCAGACGGAAGCAACUUGUGUCAUGCUUCUCGGUAGGGCUUGUAUGUUGUCGGAAUCUUACUUUGUUUUGCCCUAUGUUUUAACAAGAAAUAAUUGUAUCUUUUUUCUUCUUUUUGAAAUUAGAAUUGAAAUCCCCUCAUUUCAUUAUCUCAUGUAUAAAUAUCUAUACAAGGC